Messenger RNA from Pelobates fuscus (common spadefoot toad), 2460 nucleotides. RefSeq names its product F-box and WD repeat domain containing 2 (gene FBXW2). Lineage: Eukaryota; Metazoa; Chordata; Amphibia; Anura; Pelobatidae. Gene Ontology annotation, molecular function: protein binding. The coding region runs from base 198 to 1562 and encodes 454 amino acids. The transcript has 8 exons. The record is from RefSeq and is a predicted model, not a curated record.
GCGGGAGUGCGAUCACCCGCCUCUAGCAGUAUGGCUGCCGUGAGUAGAGGAGAGAGCCCACUUGGAGACAGGUAUGUCCUGGGACAGGUUCCUUGCAAGGCCUGGCAAGGUUCAUUUUAUGAAAUAUAUAUUGAGCCAGCAACAUCCCUGGACCUUUAAGGAAAUGUAACAGAUACGGUAGAUGCUUCCAGAAACCUAUGGAGAAAAAGGAAUUUGAGACAUGGCUUGAAACCCUCUCGGCUGCGUUUUAUACCCUCACUGACCUGCAGAAGAAUGAAACUCUGGAUCACUUGAUCAGCCAGAGCGGUGCUGUUCAGCUAAGGCACCUCUCCAAUAACUUAGAAACUCUACUGAAAAGGGAUUUCCUCAAACUUCUUCCACUGGAACUUAGCUUCUACUUGCUGAAAUGGCUUGACCCAGAGACCUUACUCACGUGCUGCCUUGUCUCGAAGCAGUGGAACAAGGUUAUAAGUGCCUGUACGGAGGUGUGGCAGACGGCCUGCCGGAACCUCGGCUGGCAGAUUGAUGAUGGCGUGCAUGAGACCGUGCACUGGAAGAAAGUUUACCUGAAGGCGGUUUUAAGGAUGAAACAGCUCGAGGAUCAUGAAGCCUUCCAAACAGCGUCGCUUAUUGGACAUAGUGCCAGAGUUUAUGCACUUUAUUAUAAAGACGGACUGCUUUGUACAGGUUCCGAUGACUUGUCUGCAAAGCUGUGGGAUGUGAGCACUGGUCAAUGCAUAUACGGUAUCCAAACGCACACCUGUGCUGCAGUGAAGUUCGAUGAGCAGAAACUUGUAACAGGGUCCUUUGAUAACACAGUUGCCUGCUGGGACUGGAUUUCAGGGGCUAGAACUCAGCACUUCCGAGGACAUACUGGCGCAGUGUUUAGUGUGGAUUAUAACGAUGAGCUAGAUCUGUUAGUCAGUGGGUCUGCGGAUAACACUGUGAAAAUAUGGGCCUUAUCUUCUGGAUCAUGUUUGAAUACGCUCAAUGGCCACACGGAAUGGGUCACUAAGGUAGUUUUGCAGAAAUGUGAAGUGAAAUCUAUCAUGCACAGUCCCGGAGAUUAUAUACUUCUCAGUGCUGACAAAUAUGAAAUCAAGAUUUGGCCGAUUGGGCGAGAAAUUAACUGCAAAUGCCUGAAGACUCUAUACGUCUCGGAUAAUCGCAGCAUUUGCUUACAACCACGGCUGCAUUUUGAUGGCAAAUACAUUGUGUGCAGUUCAGCUAUAGGCCUAUACCAGUGGGACUUUGCUAGCUAUGAUAUCCUAAGAGUUAUAAAAAUGCCGGAUUCUGCAAAUCUUUCCUUACUUGGCUUUGGCAAUAUCUUUGCUCUUCUCUUCGACAACCACUACCUGUACAUCAUGGAUUUAAGGACAGAGAAACUGAUCAGCCGAUGGCCUCUGCCAGAAUAUCGGAAAUCCAAAAGGGGCUCGAGUUUUUUGGCUGGAGAAAUAUCUUGGUUAAACGGGCUGGACGGUGAAAAUGAUAUUGGUUUGGUCUUUGCCACAAGUAUGCCAGAUCACAGUAUCCAUUUGGUAUUGUGGAAGGAGAAUGGUUGACUGCCACGAACAAUGGCAACUACUGAUUUUUAACAGAAAAUUCAGACUGGUGUAAUAGCAACGACUUUCUGAGCCUACCUUGCAUGAACCAAAGUUUCACAUCCAGUAUCCCAUCAUGCAGUGCACAAUCUUUUACCUUUUGGUUUCGGGUGGAACAAGGGAGUGUUUAUGGAACACAAAAAGCAGUCUGCAUGCUUACCGAAUUUCACUGGAAACUCACAUUUUGAAACUUUGCUGUUCUUAUUUGCAUCCCAGACACAAGCAAACUGCUACAUUUUAAGAAUAUACAUAUAAUAUAUUCAACACAUUUUACUGUAACCUCUAAAUUCAGAACAGCAGUCAUUUCCAUCUUACAGUCCAUUUGUACUAUAUAUUUCAACAUUCAAUAGUGUUUAUACAUGUAAUCUAUUUUAAUACAAAACAAAAUAGUCAUAUUUAACAAACUUGGUAGUUUAACUAUAAUGUACGAAUGCACCAUCGUAGACACACAAUUUCAGCAGGGGUUUAUAUCCUUGUUUCACAUCACUUCCCCUUAUUUUAAAAACAAAUAAUAAUGAUUAAAUGUAAAGAAAGGCCAAUGGAAGAAGAUUCUAGAGCAAAGCGGUCUAAACUUUUGUCACUAUAGCACUUAUGGACUAUACCCCCAACGGCAUCAUGGGAAAUAUACUCCACCAAAGUUAGCCCCAUCAUCUUUCACGUGCCAGGAGUGCACCCCCAUCUGGAACUUUAGGUUUGAGACAAGGGGUUUUCACUAAGCUACAGCCAUGAUGAAUCAUGUUUGACUGUUCUAUUGAGAAAUGCAGUGAAAGUGUGAUGUUAAAAGUACAUUUAAAGAAAAGGAAUGUUAAAAACAUCUUUUCUGUUACCCAUCACCCAAAUAAAAUUUCAGAUAUCUUGA